Messenger RNA from Baudoinia panamericana UAMH 10762, 1443 nucleotides. RefSeq lists its product as uncharacterized. The transcript has 2 exons. Bases 1 to 1443 code for a protein of 480 amino acids. The record is from RefSeq and is a predicted model, not a curated record. Lineage: Eukaryota; Fungi; Ascomycota; Dothideomycetes; Mycosphaerellales; Teratosphaeriaceae.
AUGGACUGGUUGAGCUCCAUGGGAUUGAACGACUUCCAUCAGCCUCACGACGAGGACUUCGAGGAAGAUAACGAGGAGGACUUCUACGACAACGGAACGAUGAACGAACAAGACGCCACGGCCGGCGCUACCAGUGGAGAUGCAAACCAUCUGCUCAACACUUUGUUACCUGCAGUUAUAAAAGCCAAAACAGAACAGACAACCAGCCAGGAAGCACGCAAAGCUGAGAACCAAAAGAAAGCCGAAAUGUUACGUGCUCAAUUGCUUGCUAAACGCCAGAACACUCCAAUGAAGGCUGCAUCUUCGCGUGCGGAAACGCCUGCUGCAAAAGGGGCGUCGACACCACACCCUCCGCAGAUGAUUCAGCAACAAAAGCCGUCCACAAUGGCGAAGCAUUCAUUGAGCGACAACCUUGGUCUUGACCAGAUGAUUGAAGAAGCUCGCGUUGCAGCCGACGUGAAAGCUAAAGACCAGCCAACCAUCAAUGGAAUGAAAGAUCAAAAUCAAUCUAUCCUGCUCGCUACCCCUAAGAGUGAGGUCAAACCAGCUAACAAUAUCCAACAACCGCCUGAGCUUGAAACAUCAAUACAACAACAGCCGCAGGCCGAAUUGAUAACAGACAAACCCAAGCCUGAGUCUUGUCCACAACAGCUCAAAGAUCCCUACUUCACUGACCUCGCAGCGUGGCUCGAAAUAACAGGCUACCAUGAUGUUAGUUACCGCACUGCCAAGCUACGUACAUACAAGCAGCGCAAGGCACUCGAGGAAGAAGCAGCUCGUAUAGCCGAGAAGCUCGAGGAGCUCCGUCGUCAGGAGCAGGAAGAGAUGGAAGCGUUGCGCUCAUCAACUUUUCACCUCGUGUCCCAAAGGCCAGAUGCACCACCGCCAGCACUUCCAACUCAUGUCCCGGCCUCUGAUGCUGUCCAAAUGGCUGCUGUUGCAUCCAAGCUUACCAACGGUGUCAAGCGAGCCCACUCACCAGCUCCAGUUGAUCGCACAGUCAAGCGCCGCGGGGAGCCUCCGUCGACCGACGGCUUCCGCAUCCGUGGCGCAAACGAGUCGCCAACCGAAGCACACCGUCCACCGUUUCCCAAAAUGAUGGAGCGUCGUAUCAGCUACUCAGACGCCCGCCGUCCCUCGCUUGACGAUGCACGUAGUCGAGACCCUUCACUGGAGCGUCGUCAGGGGUACUACAAGCGCGAAGGCGAGCGUCCAGGCCCGCCUCCGCGCGCUGACUCUAGGUACGACCAAUACACGCCGCAGCGUGACUCACGUGUUAUGGCUCGUGCCGAAUACAGCUUGGGUGGCUAUGCUAGCGCACCGCGGCCGCACACGUGGACGAGGAGUGAUCAUCAGCAUCAACAGUUCAGAGGCAGUGCAGGCCUUGAGCUGCCCAAGGGUGGUCAGUCUACCUCUUCCGUUCGUCGUGAGUUGAUGCGUUGA